This is a messenger RNA of Symsagittifera roscoffensis, 3924 nucleotides long. RefSeq lists its product as uncharacterized. The coding region runs from base 226 to 2637 and encodes 803 amino acids. The transcript has 12 exons. NCBI's taxonomy places the organism in Eukaryota, Metazoa, Xenacoelomorpha, Acoela, Convolutidae. The record is from RefSeq and is a predicted model, not a curated record.
UCAAGAUGUAAAAAAACAUGAGAUUGCACUGACCGACAUAUACUUCUUUUAAAGUUUUAAGACCUUUAAAGUUCAGCCGGUGGUUUUCCGUGUAAUUGAUUUUUUCCUGUACAGAGCUAGGCUUAUUCACGUAUACGAGGUAGUGUACGAGGUUCCUGUUCUAGUUAUCAAAACAGUAAACUCGAAUCGUCAAAAGAAUGGAUUAAAUCUCAGCAGAACUCGAAGAUGGAGCAGGAAGAAUCAAAGAAGCCACCGAGUACUCUGGAAAUCAGUCCAAGCGGAGACGGCGAUAACCCCAUGGCGGCGUCUCCUAUUGCUGGGUCAAGUUUUGGACAACCAUUGAAUGCAGAACGCGUGCGUCAGGCGGUCAGCAAUACCAUUUUGGAAUCACCGUUAUCCUCAGACGACUUUGUCAAAGACGAUCCUUUUGCUAUUGAGACACUUGAGUUGUGCAGUCGGUUUUUCCGUCAGACGUCACGACCCAGUCUUCGAAAAAAACGGUUAAAAAGGCAUAAAACUUCGGAUUCAGUGCCCAGUCCAGCAUCCAGUAGAAAAACAAGCGUAGAUGAAGAGUCAGUGAAGCAGGCGCGAGAUAGACUGCUCAAAUUCAGUCGAGAGCUGGAUAAUUUGAAGUCAAGGCCAGCGAGAGAAAUAAUUGCGCAUGCGAAGCAAUCAUCAGAUACUUCAGGCAAUACUUCUCAAUUGAAUACAUUACGCGGGAAUACUAGAUUCAAUUCUGGAUCUAGCAACGAGAAUCGAGGCAUCGUGGUUAAUCAUUCUCGGGCCAAAUCAGAUCCUACUGUUCACAACCGAGUCAAUGAUCCUAAGUUAGAACGGGCGAUAGGAAACGACGGAACCAGUAACCCUGUUGCUGUAUCCGACAGUAAAGGGACCAGUGUAAGGAAAACUGGUGCUAGCAUAAAACCCCCGGAUAUACGAAGAGUGCAGUCGACGGCAACUGUCAAUCACCACUCGAUCACGAGGCCUCCGCGCACGACUGAAUCUAACAAUACGACAGGAUUCCGAUUUAAUGGCUCAAGGACAUCAGUUCAGUCAGAUGACAAUAAAAUUGUGAAAAGCUUGAAGAAAUGGUUCAAAGAAAAGUUCAAAGACAAGAACGGAGAGAAAAAGAAAGAGCGUAGCGUGGAAAAAGCGAAAAAGACGAAAGUUAAGACGUAUUCGGGAAAUAUCUCGCAAACUUCGAACUUAGAAGCUGGCCAUGGUCAUAUAAGUCAGGCGGACGGAGGAGGAGAAAGUGGAGGGGGAUCCCAGCCAUCAAGUCUGACCAGACAGAAUUCUCUAUCAGCCAAACUCAGGGAUAAGCUGCACUUUUCCUCCAAUAUCUUCAAUGGUAGUGUUAAUCGAGGUGACCCCGGAUACGAAGCUGACACAGACAGGGAGUUGCAGCAGAGCAAAGACGAAGCGAAGACGAAGCGCCUGAAGAAGCGGUCUGAGCUGGACAGUUCACGCGAACCGUCCUUCUCGCAACAUGACGAGAAUGAACGAGCUGGAACAUCAGCUGGCGGAGGUGUGGCAGGUAGUCUACCACAAUCGAUGAGUCUGCAAGGUUUUGGAGCAAACAACAACUUGAGAAGACCGAUUUACGCCAACCAAGAUACCAGUGGAAUGCAGCCAAACAUGGGGAACAGCAACGUCAACCACCGUCUCAGUGUACCUGGGAUCCCCAGCGAGUACGAUGACGUGUUCUUGUCGUCGGGGGAGAACAGAAGUGGAGCGAACUCGAUGACUAAUGUGUUGGCGUUGUCAGAAGAUGCUCAUGCUCCCAUUGCUAGGAUGGAUUCUGCAAUGGAUGAAGACGUAGUGACCCAACCGGGAUCAACAGAGCCAAUCCAUUCUAAUGCAAGUGCCACACUUCAGCCACAGCCCUCUGCAGCUUCUGUAGAUCCAAGUCCAAGACCCUCAAAUAGUGGAGACAAAUUUGAUUGGAUGGUUGACAGGCUCAUCACAAUAUCCAGCCAGCCAGAUGUGGCGAAGAUUGUCGAAACAGUUCCAGUUUUUCAAAAUGUAGAUCCGCUCAGUGGUGUUCGGAUUGUCAUUCCUCCAAUUGGCCCUGGCACUUCAGAUAAUCCAGACGAAGAGGACCGAAGAAUGCGGAAAGCCAGUAUACAACUGCUGGCUGGAAUUCAACCUUUGAAUCCUAGCGAGCCGAGUUUGUACUCCCGUCUUGUGGAUAGUGGAUACUCUGAGUUCUCAGAAAUCAUAAACGCCAUUCUGGGACGAAGCCCUAGUCGACAACAACAACAGUUGAUGCAAGACGGCGCUGCCGGUGGUCCCAUGACGCCUUCUACGUCAACUGCUUCGCCAUCCUCGUGCCAAACUAUGGUUUCGCCUAAUUGGAGUGAAGCAGGAAGCUCCACUGCGCAGCCAUCCUCUUCCUCUGGACCGAGGCUCAAUGACUCCAACAACAACAGUCUCGCAGUGCCCUCCACGCAGAGGCUGUUCACGCUUUUUCUUACCGUCAUUCGAGGAGUUGUUGAACACUCAGACGAUCCCUUAACGCGUCUGGCCGCCAAUGUAUUCUUGUACAUCAGCGAAAAUUUCAGAGACCGCGUGGAAGGUGCAGGUGGAUAUGAAUCCGUUUUCUCGGACCAGCAAAACACAUCGGACGAAAACUAGAACAGAGACUGUGGAUUGAAUUCUGACCUCGCAUUUGUGCCUUUACCAUUUGUAAAAUACUUUUAAAAGUAACCAGUGUUAUAACUUGCUCAGAAUGUCGUCUUUUCUGCUCACAAACAGGAAAGUAAUUUCUUCUAAUUUUGUACAAUAAGUGACUGUUUAACUUUGCAAUUAUUUCUCAGAUGUCUUCCUAUGAUAGAAACUGAAUGAAUGCAUGAUGCUCGUUUUUGUAACAUGGAAUAGGUAAUUGGUUUGAAAGGUUUUUCAAACACAGUGCUAGUUUUGUUUUUAAAAGCAACGCAAAAUUACUAAAACCACUCUAUAGCAACCCAUAUUUUUAGUGAAAACUUGGCAAAUUUAGUUAUGGCUAAAUUUAUGGUUGAUGUUUUUUGCUUACAAUUUUGAAUUUGAACAAAUUAACUCAAUACUUAAUUAACGCGUUGUUUUCAAUGUAACACAAAUUAUAAUCGGAGUGUGGUUGAACACAUUGAAUGCAUAACAUAUCCAGGUCAUUUUAUACAACUAGAGUCAUAUGAAUUAUUAUUAUUUUUUAAAAACAUUGUCGCUGAAUAGGCUCGACUGGGGAUUUUGAGUGCUGUGCGAUGCAUGUUUAUGACCAAGUUUUUUCAUUUCGCCCAUAUCGAAGUUUGUACAGGCUACUUUCAAUUUCGGUGCUUCAAGGACGCUUUCCACUAAACUACCAUUUGUUUAGCUUAUUUGUUUACUCAAAGAUGCUUUUGAUCACCCAUGGCACAAAAGUAGUUCAUGCCAUUGCUACCAAUGCUAUUUUAUCUGCCUUAUUUUGACAUAUUAAUUAUAUUAGCAAAAAUUAUACUAAAUGUUCAAGAGGGAUGUGUUACUACAUUUGCAAAAAAAAUCAUAUAGUUGGCCUUGCUCAUGUUAACUUUUUAAAACUCGAGAUCAAAUUUAGAUAAUCUUUUGCGUAAAAUGAACCCUGAAAAUAAGGUCUUCUGUGUUUUUUUUGCUAAAGUAUUACCUGGAAAUUAUUUUGUCUUGAAUUUAUUUUGUGAAUACAAUGCUGACAGAACUCGUUAGAGUUUGGACCAUUUCUUCCAAGUAAUCGAUGGCGCUGCAAUUAGUGCCGUUUUAUCGUUUUAUCGUUAUAUCUCUCGUAGCCUAGUUAAUUGCAAUUUGGUUCACUUCCGAUUUAUCCGCAGAUUUCUCCAAUACAUAAAUGUAGAAUUUUGAAUCUUGUUUUCGUAAGGUGCUCACGAUUUAGUUGUUGAUUCUGUUAUAGUGCUGAAGGAAUAGAAUCCUUUAAUUUCA